AUGCCUUUUGCAAGCAAACUCACACUCUCGGCACUCUUCGUGUCGUCUCUGACCUGGGCUCAAGUUCGUCAUGACGACGAGGUCUGCGUCAUGAAUGCCUCGGGUUCCUGUGCGGUCGACAGCCUCACUCCGUCGGCACUUGAUCGCAGUAUCGUCAUUUACCCUGGCGGGGACACCCGCUGUGCCUUUGACGACUUUUCGGACCCGGGCGUGACGUUUGCGACGAACGCGACCUACUUUUUCCAGGUCUUUCCUGCGCCAGACCAGACCAAGUCGAAGCUUAUGCUGUAUUUUCAGGGGGGCGGGGCCUGUUUCGACGACGUCACGUGUGCCUUUGGUCUCCAGUGCAUUCAAGAGACGUUUAACCCGAAUGCUGUGCCCCUAAGUUCCGGUGUGCUCAACCGCUCGGACGACAAGAACCUCUUUAACGCGUACAAUAUUGUGCACCUGCCGUACUGCACCGGUGACCUCCACAUUGGCCAUCGCAUCAAUACGAUUCCAGAUAGUCCGAUCUACGCUGUGCUCGACGCCCCUCCGUGCCGGAAGCAAAACAUGACGUUGCACCAAGUGGGCUACAACAACACGAAGGCUGUGCUCGAGUGGACCAUGGCGAACUACCCGAGUCCAGAUGAAAUCGUCAUAAGUGGCUCGAGUGCGGGCGCCCUUGGUGCCCAGGCCCUCAGUGCGCUGGUAGCUGAUAUGUGGCAGGUCGAGGAGAAGAACAUUCGGUUCUCGGUGCUCGCCGAUAGCUACGUCGGCGUGCUGCCGAGCGACUACAGUGCUGGGAAACUCAUUUCGUACUACGGCUCGUGCGAGCUCGACUUGAAGAUGCCGGCCAAGCUCUGGGACCAGUGUGACGACAACGAGCUGACCGUGGCCGAAAUGAUGUCGUUUAUGAUUGAGAACUUGCCGACUGCGCAGUGGCUGUUUGUAAACAGCAAGUACGACGUGAUCCAGCGCACGUUCUACGAGCUCGUGGACCAAGGCAUUCUCGGGUACCUCUUUACGGACCUCAUUAGUGAAAAGGACUUCUUCGCGGGCAUGACGGCCAUUAUCGACGUGUACAAGAACGUUAGCGACGAUGUCUCCACGUUUUACGUGGAUGGCUCUCACCACGUCUUCCUCACGAACGGCAGCUACUAUCACAACGCUACUCGCAGCCCCGGAGGUGUACUUCUGGACGAUUUCUUGAAGGCUUGGCUCGUGACCAACUCAUCUCUGGACGAUGCUGCUUCGGCCGGCGAGUUACCAGCCAGUGGCAACAAUGCUGGAUUGGACGUCUCGGCAGCGGUUGGCCUCACCAGUAUGCUGUCACAUACAGCGAUAGCUGCAGUCAUCUUGAUGGUCGCGUAUUGA
Molecule: messenger RNA, 1356 nt
Organism: Hyaloperonospora brassicae
Lineage: Eukaryota; Oomycota; Peronosporomycetes; Peronosporales; Peronosporaceae
Source: the annotation of a GenBank genome assembly